Molecule: messenger RNA, 573 nt
Organism: Botrytis fragariae
Lineage: Eukaryota; Fungi; Ascomycota; Leotiomycetes; Helotiales; Sclerotiniaceae
Exons: 2
Coding region: 1-573 (190 amino acids)
Source: RefSeq, a predicted model, not a curated record
AUGUUCUCCAAGACUUUCAUCGCUACCCUCCUCGCCGGCUCUGCUGCUGCAACUCCCAUUAUCUCGGCACGUGCUGACAGCAAUGCUUUCGGCCUCAUCUCCAUCAGAUCUGGUACCGAUCUUCAAAACCAAGCCAUCACCGCUUCCGGAGGUCGUCUCUGGAUCGGAAAGGACACUUCCUCAUACUGCCCUGAUACCGUCGUCACCAGCUGCCCUGACGGUACUUCUACAACCUUCGUCUCUGGUGGAAACACUCUCGGUUUGAACACUGAAGUUCCAGGAGGCCAACAAGUUUACCGCGCAACCGAUUAUUCCGUAUCCUUCACCCAAGCUCACUCCGCUGACAUCCACGGUGGAGUCGCCUCUGGAUGGAAUUACACCGCUGGAGAGAACGGUUCCCUCGGGUCUUUGUCUUUCCCUGACUACGGAUUCAUUGCUUGCGCUGGCGAUGUUGCUGGCGUCUACGGCGUCUUCCUUACCCCUGGUGGAUCUGGCACUGGAAACUGCACCAGCAUCGCUGUCGCUACUGUCCCAUACACCGGCGAAGGCCCCUCCGCUUGGGAGUACGCUUAG